Coffea eugenioides is the source of this 1400-nucleotide messenger RNA. Its product is annotated as protein FMP32, mitochondrial-like. The transcript has 7 exons. Gene Ontology annotation, cellular component: mitochondrion. The record is from RefSeq and is a predicted model, not a curated record. Lineage: Eukaryota; Viridiplantae; Streptophyta; Magnoliopsida; Gentianales; Rubiaceae. Bases 370 to 1140 code for a protein of 256 amino acids.
CAGCGCAAAACAAGCAAGCAAUCUCAUGCUAGUUGCUACUACUAAUAAAAAAGUUUCCGUUCAUUUUUAUUGGCCUCUGCGGCCGCUAUAACUAAUCAACUCUCCUCCUCUCAAACAAUCCCCUCCCAUUCGCCGCCUCUCAUCCUCAAUUUCCCUCUCUCAUUUGAUUGUCAUUUUUACAAAGUUGAGCAUAUUUCGCCUUCCUCCCCUCCCAGGCGCCAUUUUCAAAGUCACCUCUCGUUUUUCCCUCACUCUCUCUCGCUGUCUCGCGGACAAAUAUUUUUCCUUUCUCCACAUAUGCGUUCUUACUCGUUUCACCACGGAUUCAGAUAGUUUCGAGAAAGGAUAGCUUUCUGGGGAGAGAAAUCAAUGGCGGCGGCGGCUUGCAAGCGCUUAACUCAUUGCGGAUUAUCCAAAUUGCGAGGCCGCAAUACGUUUACAGCGCCUAAUUCUGCUUCUGUAAAUAAGCUUCAGUCUAACUGCUCUUCCGUCAAUUUCUACGGUUCGUUGUCCUCCUCAGAUUCCUCCGCUAACCGUUUUGAUAUCAGGCAGAUCUCUCAGCUUGCCAAACCUAAUGGAAACCGUGCCUUUCUCGUUGAUACGUUAAAGCUGGUUAGGAGUUUGGAAGCACAAGGUGUACCUCCGAAGCAAGCCGAAGCAAUCACCUCUGCUAUUACUGAGGUUCUGAAUGAUAGCCUGGAAAAUGUAGGUCAUUCGUUUCUCUCAAAAGCUGAAAUGCAGAAGGCAGAGAUGUUACAUGAAGCUAAUCUGUCCAACUUUAAAGCUGAAGUACAGAGUUCCCAGGAGAAUCAUUUUUCUUUGCUGCAACGUGAGACUGAAAAGCUACACAAUGAUAUUGAAAAGAUGCGCAGUGAACUGAGGUAUGAGAUUGAUAAGGUCACUGCAGGCCAGCGUCUGGAUUUAAAUCUUGAGAGAGGGCGUUUACGUGAUGAGCUUGCCAAGCAGAGUUCGGAAACAACCAAUCUUACUAACAAGCUUGACCGGGAGAUUCAUGCUUUGAGGGCCCAACUUGAAGCAGCAAAGUACGAUGUUAUGAGAUAUUGUAUAGGUACCCUGGCAUCCAUCACUGCUGUUGGGUUAGCUUUAAUUCGAAUCAUGACCGCUGCUGACAAGAAGUAAGAAUGGAAUUCAAAGGAACGAGGCCAGCUCGUGCAAAGAAAUUGAAAAUGUAGACUAAUGCUAAAGGUCAUUUCUUGGAUGUGUAACUUUGUGCUACAUUCUUUUAGUGAUGGUCUAUUUGCACGCCUUCAAAUUUUGAUAUGCAAGGCGUGAAAGCCACAGCUUACAGUGGAUCGACUAUAGGUCUUGUGAAACAAUGCAUGUAAUUCUUUAGGUCGUUGACCUCAGUACAUUUAAUCUUAGCGAUUCCUCAACGGCCA